CAUUGUUAUGAACGGUCCAUUAUCAUCAUCACAAGUUGUCCACGCUUGCAAUAAGAUUCUUUUUGUUUGUUUAAUAAUUUUGUUUGAAAAUUUUAAAAAUUUAAAAACUUUUGAAAAACUUUUUCAACGCAAAAAUGAAACCUUUAUCACUUAAUGGACAUGAAAGAUCGAUAACAAAAAUUCGAUAUAAUUUGGAAGGUGAUUUGUUGUUUUCUUCGUCGAAAGAUAAUACACCAAAUGUAUGGUAUACAAUUAAUGGUGAACGUUUGGGAACAUUUGAUGGUCAUACUGGUGCUGUUUGGUGUAUCGAUCCUAAAUGGGAUUCAACAAAAGUUGUAACCGGUAGUGGUGAUUGUACUCUGUGUAUAUGGGAUUGUGAAACUGGUUCUCGUUUGGAUUUGAUAAAAACUGAAACAAGUGUUCGUAGUGCAUUGUUUAGUUAUUCGGGAAAUCUUAUCUUGUAUUCAACUGAUCAACAAAUGAAUAAACCAGCUGAAUUGAAUAUUAUUGAUACAAGGAUUGUUGAUUCCCAGCCAAAUGAAGAAGAACCGAAUGCUAAUGUCGAUGAUGAUGAUGAUUUAAAAAAUAAUAUAUUUUCAUUUACAUUACCAUCCAAAUCAAAAGUAUUAUCAACAUUAUGGGGAAUAUUGGAUCAAAGUUUUAUUUGUGGUAUGGAAAAUGGAAAGCUAGCAAAAUGGGAUCUACGACAACCUGGUGAACCAUUAUUGGAAACUGAACCACAUAAAGCACAGAUUAAUGAUCUACAAUAUAAUAAAGAUCAAACAUUUUUCGUAUCAGCAUCGAAAGAUAAUACAGCAAAAUUGUUUGAUCCAUUUACAUUGGAACAUUUAAAAACAUAUGUAACCGAGCGGCCAGUAAAUUCAGCAAGUAUAUCACCAAUAUUGGAUCAUGUUGCUGUUGGUGGUGGACAAGAAGCAAUGGAAGUAACCAGAACUGCAUCGGAAUCUGGAAAAUUUGAAUCACGUUUUUUCCAUCUAAUUUUUGAAGAAGAAUUUGCUCGUCUAAAAGGACAUUUUGGUCCAAUACAAUCAUUAGCAUUUCAUCCGGAUGGUAGAAGUUUUGCAACCGGAGCUGAAGAUGGUUAUAUCCGAAUACAAUCAUUUGAUGAUAGUUAUUUUAAUUUUAAAAUGGAAUAUGAAUGAAUAAUUUUCUCAAAAAUUAC
Dermatophagoides pteronyssinus (European house dust mite) is the source of this 1183-nucleotide messenger RNA. It is a transcript of the gene eIF3i, whose product is annotated as eukaryotic translation initiation factor 3 subunit i. NCBI's taxonomy places the organism in Eukaryota, Metazoa, Arthropoda, Arachnida, Sarcoptiformes, Pyroglyphidae. Gene Ontology annotation, cellular component: eukaryotic translation initiation factor 3 complex, eIF3m; cytoplasm. Gene Ontology annotation, molecular function: translation initiation factor activity; RNA binding; protein binding. The record is from RefSeq and is a predicted model, not a curated record. Gene Ontology annotation, biological process: cytoplasmic translational initiation.